This is a messenger RNA of Heterobilharzia americana, 240 nucleotides long. NCBI's taxonomy places the organism in Eukaryota, Metazoa, Platyhelminthes, Trematoda, Strigeidida, Schistosomatidae. The record is from the annotation of a GenBank genome assembly.
AUGUUAGGUAUAUCAAAGUUUAGCACACCAGAGGAAUGUAAACGAGCUUAUCUGAAACUUGCGUGCAGUAUACAUCCAGAUAAACGAAAGGAUUCAGAGGCAAAUGCUGAAUUCCAACAAUUACACGAAGCCUAUACAAUUGCCUAUGAAGUCUGUGUACAUAAUCAGAAAGCAAACAUUCUUAGUACACUCAAUCAGUUGGAAGAUGAUAUCCUAGAUUUUCGUCAUAAAGCACCACAA